Messenger RNA from Helobdella robusta, 936 nucleotides. RefSeq lists its product as hypothetical. Gene Ontology annotation, biological process: lipid transport. NCBI's taxonomy places the organism in Eukaryota, Metazoa, Annelida, Clitellata, Rhynchobdellida, Glossiphoniidae. The record is from RefSeq and is a predicted model, not a curated record. The transcript is spliced from 9 exons. The coding region runs from base 1 to 936 and encodes 311 amino acids. Gene Ontology annotation, molecular function: lipid carrier activity.
AUGGUAUUAGAUGUUGUCGAAAGUGGUUUAAGUUAUUUAAAUAGCGGCUUAAAUGAAACGGCAUACGAAUAUAGGAACGAUGCCUUCACCAGCAAUCGUGAGUACGUUUACCAUUAUGAGACUCAGGUAAUGAGCGCUAUCAAAACUGCCAGCAGACAACUGACUGGCUUAAAGAUCAGAUCUCAGGUCCAUCUCUUUUUCCAAAACCAAAUGGCCUACAUUAAGUUGCAAAAUAUCAAAGUGUUUGAACUUGAUGAAGUGAUCCCCGCAUCGCAGCAGCAUGGUUUUCUACCGGAAUAUUUGCUAAGACCAGUGCCCUACGAAGUUGAAAAAAGUAUAAUGGCAGAACUCACAAAACCCAUCAAGUUUCAAUAUGACCAAGGAGCAGUGAUCGAUAUUUUUCAUGCUUCCGAUGAUUCUGAUUGGUCUAUCAAUAUCAAAAAAGGAGUUAUCAGUGCUUUGCAACUGCGAGUAGCCAACAAAUGGCAACAGUCUGGCAGCAGUCUAGUUUCAUCUGCUGAGAGAUCGACUGAUACAAAAUCUCCGGUGAAAGUUUUCGAGACUGUCGAGACUGAUGUCCUUGGCAAAUGUACAUCUACCUAUGCCAUCUACCAUUCAACCGGAAGGCUACCCGAUCCAUUUCAAGCUUCUUUACCUAGCAACGAUGCUGUGGUUCGUAAGGUAAGAGACAGCGCUGGAUGCAUCAAAGUUUAUGGAAAACCAGUGGGCCUUUAUGCUGGCUUGCCACAUUUGGCCGAAGAAAAAGAUUUAAUUGAUGGCUCAGUGACAGUUGAAUCCCACAUAAGCGGCAACCUUGAGAACUUUUUAAUAAAAAAAGUAGAAGUCAAAGGUAAGUACCACUUCACUCCAUACGUUGAAGAAGGAGGGCAUGUUAGCACUCAAGUUCUGUUAGUAAUCCAUAGUUUUAUUAGAUGA